GUUCGUGGUUGUUUCUUAACCUAAGGUCCACCUUUGUUUACCUGGGCCUGUCACCUGAGGACUGAUGACUCUCUGUAAUGUCUCAGAUUGUAGUGUUAGAAGAUCUAUCAAGAGACAAGGACUUGCGGCUGAACACCGUCACUGUCUGCCACUCAUUGUAGAUCAUGUUCCAUUAUUUUAUUGUUUAGUACACAGAAACCUCCAUAUAACGGACCUCUCUCUGAUGGACCCAUGAUGUAAUGGACUAUCUAUGUAGUUCGUUAGAUGGAAGUUUCACAUUUAACGGACCCUCGAUUUAAUGGAUUUUCAUCUCCUUGUAGUCUGUUAAAUGGAGGUUUUGCUGUAUCUUGUUGCAGUAAAAGAUCAGUAACUUUCACAUGAACAAAAGUAACACCACCAGAGAAAUAUUGUUUAAACAUUAUACAGUACAGUACAGUAUAUAUAAUUAUUGAGUUGAUGUGACUGGUGUAGAGUAUUGCCAUCUCUUUGUUUUUUCAAUACAGUUUGUGUAUGUGCUGUAUAAUAAUUAUGUUAGAAUAAGAUUUGGAAAUUUUAAUUCAUCUUAUGUGCAUUCUGAUGCUCUUACAUUAUUAAUAUUAUUGCUUCAUCUUUAUCAAUGUCAUGGGGCCGAGGAUUUAUGUGUGUACGUACAACAGUGUGAGCUGGUCUUGACCUUACUGUCUACUAUACUUAAAUAUCAUCUUAUGUUUAACUGUUUGAAUUAAUUUAUUUAUUAUUGAAGUAGCAGGACUAAUAAUGCUGUACAGUAUUGUCUCUGUUAGGUUGGUGAUCGGUGUUGCUGCUCUUAUAAUAUGUACUGUACAGUUUGAUGAUAUAAAGUAUUAAUACAGUACAGUAUACUAUAUUAUGAUAUGUUUAUUUCUGAUGAGUUGUUAUUAGUUCUGGUAAUAAACUUUAUUAUAGAAAAAUAUAAAUAAUGCAUAUUUUUUUAUAACUUUAAAUACAGUUAUGCUGUAUGUCAAUACUGUGAGUAAACAGAGAACUCUUAAGAGGCGGCCGAUCCUGCCUGUAAACUUGGUUCCAACAGCAUCAAAAUCUGUGAUAAAUUAAAAGAUCUUUCUUCUUUUUCUAAAGCCAAGUUUCGUCAUUUCUCAAAAAUGAAUUCCAGCAAAACCAUAUUUGAUUGUAAUGUGUGUGGGAAGACCUUCCCCUACAGGUCACGUCAACGUGCCCACAUGAUAAUUCACACUGACGAGAAACCUUUUGCUUGUACCGAGUGUGGUGAAGCCUUCAACAGAAAGUGUAAUUUAAACCAACACAUGAAGAAACACACUGGUGUCAGACCCUUUAAGUGUAGUGAGUGUGGAAAGUCAUUUUGCUGGUCAUCAAAUCUUAGUCAACACAUGAGAAUACACACUGGUGAAAAGCCAUACAUAUGUAGUGAAUGUGGAGCAACGUAUUCGUGUAAAACGGGAUUAAAAGAUCACAUGUAUAUCCACACGGGAGAAAAACCUUUUAAGUGCACCCAGUGUAACAAGAAGUUCCCCAGGAAAUCAUAUUUAACGCAUCACAUGCGGUCUCAUACUGGUGACAAGCCAUUUCAGUGUAAGGAAUGUGGAGAAGCGUUUAGUUGGAAGUCGUCGCUCUCCUGUCACAUGAGUCUACACACUGGUAAUAGAAGUACAACUAAUGAAAGUGACUGUCCCUUAAGUGUGAAAUUAAGUUUAUUGAAACGGAAAGAAACACAACAAGGUGUAUCGGGUAAUACUCUGCGUGAAGAGUUAGCGAGAGAAAGUGUUACAUCGAUAAAAAAUAAAUGUGCUCUGUGGGUGAUGGAUGGUAUAGCCCCUGAGGAAGUUAUCAUCAAAGAAGAAGCGGUCACUGUUAAAGAUGAACCUAUUGAUAUAGCUAAAGAAGAGCCUUGGUCAUAACAUUCACCAUCACUUAUACUGUAUACUCUACAAUAUUUGUCAUAUUCACAAUAAAAAGAAAAUGAUCUCUUCUUAGAAAUUAAUACUUCAACAUCUUCUAAUAUGGUUAUUUAGAUCACUUCAGAGUUGUCUUCUGAACAUUUGAUCUGACACAGUGCAGUACAGUCCAUGGCACACAGGAACACAGGCUGUGGGACCCUGACACAGUGCAGUACAGUCCAUGGCACACAGGAACACAGGCUGUGGGACCCUGACACAGUGCAGUACAGUCCAUGGCACACAGGAACACAGGCUGUGGGACCCUGACACAAUUUACACCCAAGACACACAGUUGUAAGUCCACAAAACAAUUGGAAAUUUUGUCCAAGCAGUUAAGGAGAUGGCCAAAAGUACCCAUUGUUGAUAAUUCUAUGUGACCUUAUGAUCAAUGUCAUUGUAACUCAUAGAUGUCACUAGUGUAGAAAUUCACCGUUGAUCCAGAAAAUCGUGCUUAAGAAGUUGCCACCACUGAAGUAAGUCAGGUUGACGCGGGAACACUGGACGCAGACAAGUGGAGUGAGUUAGUGACCCUCUAUGGGGCUAAGGACUGAAAGAGUGUCGGCUGAAAGUCACAUCGUGUCAUUGUUUGGGAACCACUUCUGUUGAUCUUCUCGGGCAGGCAGGGUGACCAUUUGACCAGGCACUGAAUAAUUGUAAAACUUUUCUUAAUGUGCUGAUAUUACAGUACAGUAAUAUCUCCGUUAGCCGGAAUCCUCAAACCC
Homarus americanus (American lobster) is the source of this 2653-nucleotide messenger RNA. Its product is annotated as gastrula zinc finger protein XlCGF49.1-like. Gene Ontology annotation, molecular function: DNA-binding transcription factor activity; RNA polymerase II cis-regulatory region sequence-specific DNA binding. The record is from RefSeq and is a predicted model, not a curated record. The coding region runs from base 1119 to 1892 and encodes 257 amino acids. Gene Ontology annotation, biological process: regulation of transcription by RNA polymerase II. The transcript has 2 exons. NCBI's taxonomy places the organism in Eukaryota, Metazoa, Arthropoda, Malacostraca, Decapoda, Nephropidae.